This is a messenger RNA of Populus euphratica (Euphrates poplar), 3410 nucleotides long. Its product is annotated as U-box domain-containing protein 33-like. The record is from RefSeq and is a predicted model, not a curated record. The coding region runs from base 468 to 3158 and encodes 896 amino acids. Lineage: Eukaryota; Viridiplantae; Streptophyta; Magnoliopsida; Malpighiales; Salicaceae. Gene Ontology annotation, biological process: protein phosphorylation; protein ubiquitination. The transcript is spliced from 9 exons. Gene Ontology annotation, molecular function: ATP binding; ubiquitin-protein transferase activity; protein kinase activity.
GUUAGGGGGGGGAGAGAGAGAGGUGGGAAGAGAGAGAUGUCGCUGCUGCUUGCGCAACUAUUAGAACCUGCUGCGAAGCUAUACAAUGGUUACUACCCUAUGUAAACUUCGCUUAAAAUAAUUUUAUUAUAAUUUUUUUCUGAAAAAAUGGAAUAUCCACUGGUUUUCCUUUUUAAAAAUAAAUCAUCACGAUGAAGACAAGGAAUUCCUUUUGAAGCCUAAUAAGAGCUAAUAGUGACUUCUCAAAACAAUCACCCUGUCGUUUCCUCUCUCUCAAACUCCUUUGUUCAAAAUUGGGUUUCAAUUCAAAAACUUCGAAUUUUUUGGUCAAAUUCUGCCAUUUUGAGCGCAGAGAGAGAGCUGAAUUCAGUUUGUCUCGUUUUUUCUUUAUUUAUUUGAUUUGAUUUGGUUUGUUUUUUGAUUUGUUAUUGUAUUUUCGAUGAUUGAUUUGCUUGAUAAGUGUAAACAUGGCUGUGGUGAGUCGUGCCUGUUACGAUAACGCAACAAGCGAGUCCAUUGACGUUUGUGGAAUUAGAGUGGCAGGAAACAUGGAAAGUGGUAGCGAGAUUGUGGAAGAACCGGUUGCAAGAGUAAUUGAAGAUAAGAUCUUUGUAGCUGUGGGAAAAUCCGUGAAGGAAUGUAAAUCGAUGCUUCUUUGGGCUAUGCAGAAUUCAGGAGGCAAAAGAAUUUGCAUCAUUCAUGUUCACCAACCGUCGCAAAUGAUUCCGUUAAUGGGUACCAAAUUCCGGGCCAGUGCACUAAAAGAACAGGAAGUGAGGGCAUACUGGGAAGUUGAAAGGCAAGAGAUGCAUAAGAUGCUAGAUGAAUACCUUUUAAUCUGUCGAAAAAUGGGGGUUCGGGCUGAGAAGCUGUAUGUUGAAAUGGAGUCUAUUGAGAAGGGAAUUUUAGAACUCAUUUCUCUGCAUGGGAUCAGGAAGCUUGUUAUGGGAGCAGCAGCAGACAACCGCUAUUCAAAGAAGAUGAUGGACAUCAAGUCUAAGAAGGCCAUCUCUGUUUGCCGGCUAGCACCUGCUUCCUGUCACAUAUGGUUUAUUUGCAAGGGGAACCUUAUCCACACACGGGAAGGUGCUAUGGAUGGAACUGGUACGGAUGUUGGAUCUUCAUCACAGCAAACAAGUCCAAAUACUGAAGCUGGACAAUUAAGUCAUAUGAGAUCACAGUCUAUUGCCCUUGGCCAGAACCAUUUUGUGAAACUCACCAAUCCAGCUCAAGAUUUAGUCCGAAGGGUAAGAUCUAUGAAUGUUAAUGGACAUGGAGGAAGAUUAUCAACUCCUGCUUCACCAGAUGGGGGGCCAUCAACUCCAUCAAGCAGGUCAGAUGCAGAUGGUAGUUCUGAUGAAUAUGAUGUGUUGUCAAGGAGGAGUGCUUCCCAAAAUUCAGCUCUCUCGUCGUGCUCUUCCCAUGGAAUGGUCAAUGUUGCUUUGGUUCCAUUUGUAGAAACUGAAGAGAGUGAGACUGGUUCAGAGUUGUGCACACUGCCUCAGCACAAGGAGGAUCUUUGUCAGUCAUCCCCUCCCAGUGUACUGGAUGGUAGUACUGAGGAUCCUCUGUAUGAUCAACUUGAAAAAGCAAUGUCUGAUGCUGAAAAUUCAAGGCGUGAAGCAUUUGAAGAGGCAGUCAGGCGUGCAAAAGCAGAAAAAUACGCAUUUGAGGCCAUACGCAAGGCCAAAGCAUCAGAAAACUUGUAUACAGACGAGUCAAAACGAAGGAAAGAAGUUGAGGAAGAACUAGCAAAAGAAAAGGAAGAACUUGAAAGGAUAAAUAGAGAAUGUGAUGAAGUCACGGAAGAACUUCGCAUUGCUGAGGAUCAGAAAUCAUUUUUGGAGAAGCAAAUCAAAGAAUCUGAUCAGAUGGUAAAGGAGUUGGAGCAGAAAAUCAUCUCUGCCGUGGGACUUUUGCAAAAUUACAAGAAAGAACAGGAUGAACUACAGAAGGAGCGUGACAAUGCACUGAAAGAAGUCGAGGAGCUGAGGAGAAGUCAAACAGAGGCCUCAGGCACACACAUGUCUCAGUUCUUCUCUGAGUUCUCUUUCUCAGAAAUUGAGGAGGCAACUCAACAUUUUGAUCCAUCCCUUAAGAUUGGGGAAGGGGGGUAUGGUAGCAUUUAUAAAGGUGUGUUGCGCCAAACCCAGGUGGCUGUAAAGAUGCUGCACUCUAAUAGCUUGCAAGGUCCUGCAGAAUUUCAACAGGAGGUCGAUGUUUUGAGCAAGAUGAGACAUCCAAAUCUUAUCACUCUCAUUGGAGCAUGUCCAGAAGCUUGGACUCUUAUCUAUGAGUAUCUUCCCAAUGGAAGCCUUGAAGACCGACUGAGCUGCAGGGACAACAGUCCACCUUUAUCUUGGCAAACUCGAAUACGCAUUGCCGCUGAAUUAUGCUCGGUUCUCAUCUUUCUUCACUCUAGUAAACAACAGAGCAUUGUGCACGGUGACCUUAAGCCUGCUAACAUCCUCCUUGAUGAAAAUUUUGUCACUAAACUAAGUGACUUUGGAAUCUGUCGUCUACUUCAUCACAAGGAAGGUUCUAGCAACAACACAGCAAUAUGCAGAACUGACCCCAAAGGCACCUUUUCAUAUAUGGAUCCUGAAUUUCUCUCCACUGGAGAGCUAACUCCAAAGUCGGAUGUUUAUUCAUUUGGAGUUAUAUUGUUAAGAUUGUUAACUGCAAGACAGCCCUUGGGUAUUACAAAGGAGGUGCAAUGUGCAUUAGAUAAAGGAAACUUGAAAACCCUCUUGGAUCCUUUGGCAGGAGAUUGGCCAUUUGUGCAAGCUGAACAGUUGGCUCACUUGGCACUGAGGUGCUGUGAGAUGAGCAGAAAGAACCGGCCAGAUCUUUUAUCAGAGGUAUGGAGGGUACUUGAGCCAAUGAAGACUUCGUGUGGAGGCUCAUCAUUUUUCCAGCUUGGUUCGGAAGAGCAUUUCCAACCUCCUUCAUAUUUUAUAUGUCCCAUUUUCCAGGAAGUAAUGCGAGAUCCACAUGUAGCAGCUGAUGGUUAUACUUAUGAAGCAGAGGCCUUGAAAGGAUGGCUGGACAGUGGACAUGAUACUUCACCCAUGACCAACCUUAAGCUCGCACAUCGCGAUCUUAUCCCUAACCAUGCACUUCGCUCAGCAAUUCAGGAGUGGCUGCAACAGCUGUGAACAAUUUCGUAGUUCAAUACAUUGUUUAUAGUCGUUUCUUGAAAAGGAAAAGAAGUUUCAUUACAUUUUUUUUUUUAAUCUUUCUUUCCAAUCUUGCUUUGUUUGACAGAGGCAUGAUACGGUCCUCCUGUUGUAUAGAAGACAAUUGAAGGCAUACUUUACAUCCUGGUCUAUGAAAUGAAAACAGGACAGAUAAUUAUAUAAUUAUUUACACGAUAUGAAUCAGAAUCAACCUUGUGUCUCGAUCUUUUU